Messenger RNA from Cervus elaphus (red deer), 1787 nucleotides. It is a transcript of the gene GPR39, whose product is annotated as G protein-coupled receptor 39. Lineage: Eukaryota; Metazoa; Chordata; Mammalia; Artiodactyla; Cervidae. Gene Ontology annotation, molecular function: G protein-coupled receptor activity. Gene Ontology annotation, biological process: G protein-coupled receptor signaling pathway. Gene Ontology annotation, cellular component: membrane. The transcript has 4 exons. The coding region runs from base 423 to 1787 and encodes 454 amino acids. The record is from RefSeq and is a predicted model, not a curated record.
UAUGAAAAGAAAUUAGUAUUCUGUGGUUAGACAUAUUUGCCAAAAUGCUAAAAUGAAAUGGCAAAAUCUCCAAUGAGAACAUUUUGAAUUUUUGUAACAUAAAUGAAUUUAUUUUUCAUAUGGGGGUUUGGAGUGGAGAAGUACACAGAUGAUACCAGGAUUUCCUUCAUGAUGCUAAUAUUUUAAAGGUGGAAAAGAAAACCGUCCAAAUUGAAACUUUGCACAAGACAUUUUACAAUUUGACCUCUACACUGAAGCCUACGAUCUGUCUAUUAAUUCCUGUGUCCCCUGUGAGGUGAGCUCGAGAGAAAGCCCUGCGCCCACUGCGGUGAGUUGCAGCAGUGAACUUUGGGCUCCGCAGGGAGGAGGAAGGGAAGUUGAGAAGGACUUUGGACCCGGUUGCCUGGCUGGCUGUCUUCCUCAUGGGUUCCCCCAGCCACCCCAGCAGGGACUGCUCCCAGGUCAUUGAUCACAGCCAUGUUCCCGAGUUCGAGGUGGCCACCUGGAUCAAAAUCACCCUCAUCCUGGUGUACCUGGUUAUCUUCGUGGUGGGCAUCCUGGGGAACAGUGUCACCAUUCGGGUCACCCAGGUGCUACAGAAGAAAGGCUACCUGCAGAAGGAGGUGACAGAUCACAUGGUAAGCCUGGCUUGCUCCGACAUCCUGGUCUUCCUCAUCGGCAUGCCCAUGGAGUUCUACAGCAUCAUCUGGAACCCCCUGACCACACCCAGCUACACCGUGUCCUGCAAGGUGCACACGUUCCUCUUUGAGGCUUGCAGCUAUGCCACGCUGCUGCACGUGCUAACCCUCAGCUUUGAGCGCUACAUCGCCAUCUGCCACCCCUUCAGGUAUAAGGCCAUGUCUGGGCCCUGCCAGGUGAAACUGCUGAUUGGCUUCGUCUGGGUCACCUCCGCCCUAGUGGCGCUGCCUUUGCUUUUUGCCAUGGGAGUGGAGUACCCCUUGGUGAACGUGCCCACUCGCCGGGGACUCACUUGCAACCGCUCCCGCACACGCCACCAGGAGCAACCGGAGAGUUCCAACAUGUCUAUCUGUACCAACCUGUCCAGCCACUGGACCGUGUUCCAGUCCAGUAUCUUCGGCGCCUUCAUGGUCUACCUCGUGGUCCUGGCCUCCGUGGCCUUCAUGUGCUGGAGCAUGAUGCAGGUGCUGAGGAGGAGUAAGCAGGGCACCCUGACUGCCCAAGGGCGGCAGCUGCAGCUGAGGAAGUCGGAGAGCCAGGAGAGCAGGAGCGCCCGGAGGCAGACCAUCAUCUUCCUGAGGCUGAUUGUUGUGACCUUGGCCGUCUGCUGGAUGCCCAACCAGGUUCGGAGGAUCAUGGCAGCGGCCAAACCCAAGCACGACUGGACCAAGUCCUACUUCCGGGCAUACAUGAUCCUCCUGCCCUUCUCAGACACCUUCUUCUACCUGAGCUCCGUCGUCAACCCGCUUCUGUACAACGUGUCGUCGCAGCAGUUCCGAAGCGUGUUCGGGCAGGUGCUGCGCUGCCGCCUGACGCUGCCGCACGCCAACCAGGAGAAGCAGCUGCGUGCCCACGUGGCCUCCACCGUGGACAGCGCCCGCUCCGCGCGCCGCCCGCUCAUCUUCCCGGCUUCCCGGCGCAGCGGUUCCUCUGCAAGAGCUAACAAGGUUUUCUUAAGCACUUUUCAUAGCGAGGCCAAGCCCGAGUCUAAGCCUCAGGAGCUGAGUUGCGAGUCACCAGAACCCAACUUGGAGACGAAACCAGCCAACCCUGCCACCGGGAAUGGUUUUCAGGAGCACGAAGUGUGA